Seriola dumerili (greater amberjack) is the source of this 990-nucleotide messenger RNA. RefSeq names its product chemokine-like receptor 1. The transcript has a single exon. Gene Ontology annotation, biological process: complement receptor mediated signaling pathway; positive regulation of cytosolic calcium ion concentration; inflammatory response. The coding region runs from base 1 to 894 and encodes 297 amino acids. Gene Ontology annotation, molecular function: G protein-coupled receptor activity; complement receptor activity. Gene Ontology annotation, cellular component: plasma membrane. Lineage: Eukaryota; Metazoa; Chordata; Actinopteri; Carangiformes; Carangidae. The record is from RefSeq and is a predicted model, not a curated record.
AUGUCUGUCGUUGUUUACUGCCUGGCCUUCGUUCUUGGUGUGCUCGGGAAUGGAGUGGUUAUCUGGGUGACCGGGUUCAAGAUGAAGAAAACAGUUAACACAGUUUGGUUCCUCAACCUUGCUGUGGCCGACUUCCUCUUCACAGCAUUCCUCCCCCUGACAGUGACAUACACAGCCAUGGAUUUCCACUGGCCUUUCGGCAACUUCAUGUGCAGAGUUAAUUCCACCUUAACCUUUCUGAACAUGUUUGCCAGUGUCUACAUCUUGGUGGUGAUCAGUGUGGACAGAUGUGUGUCUGUGGUGUGGCCUGUCUGGGCCCAGAACCACAGAAAUAUACGCAGGGCGUCUUAUGUGAGUCUAGGUGUUUGGUUACUGGCUCUGAUUCUCAGUGCUCCAUACUUUGUCUUCAGGGAUACUUUUACAGAUAGAUAUAACACCACCCGCUGCUUCAACAACUUUGCUCUUUCUGAUGAUUCUGAAACAGGAAAGUUUCGACAUCAGGCCAUGGCCAUCACCAACUUCCUCCUGGGAUUUGUUGUUCCCUUCACUGUCAUUGUCUCCUGUUACACUGUGAUAAUCCAUCGUCUCAGGAGGAACUGCACCCUGGCCAGCAAGUCGAGUCGCCCCUUUAAGAUCAUCGCUGCUGUUAUCACCACUUUUUUCCUGUGCUGGACUCCUUUUCACAUCAUGCGUCUAUUAGAGUUGCAUCAUCACACGCGUUCUAAAACAUCCGGCUAUGUCCUCUCUAUUGGUCUGCCUAUAACCACCAGCUUGAUCUUUUUCAACAGUUGUCUGAACCCACUGCUGUAUGUGUUCAUGGGCCAAGAUUUUAAGGACUUAGUUCGCAAAUCCAUCCUGAAUAUAUUGGAGACUGCCUUCCAGGAAGAGGAAUGAUGCUCAUAUACUCACACAAACUUAACGGUCACCAGUCGGAGUAAAGACAAGUCAGUUUCUGAUGUUCAGGUAUAAGGUUGCUCACGACAUGAAUAA